UUUACUUCGACUUGUGUUUCGAACCGCACACCGGUUCAGUGGACAUGGCCGCACAUCCGCUUGCACUCUGUGCCCUGCUGAGCUCUCUUCUCUCAUCAAGGCCCCUUCUCUCCCUCCGCUCUUUCUCCCACCUUCGUUCCCAUGAGAACUCGAGGAGACUUCUCUCGCUGCCAAUCCUGCAUUUGCUGCCAAAUCACGCAAGGAGACUCGCUACCAGAGCCGAGCCAUCCGUGGUGACCUCCGAGGACGACAGCUACGGGGGAAAGCAGGUCAUCAACCUCACGCCUCAUCUAUACGAUUAUGUCUUAUCCAAUGUCCGCGAACAUCCGAUUCUUCGUAAACUGCGGGAAGAAACAUCGACUAUGCCAGGAAGCCAGAUGCAGGUAUCUCCUGAUCAAGCCCAACUACUAGUGAUGCUUGCACAAAUUAUUGGAGCACAAAGAUGUAUUGAAGUUGGUGUUUAUACAGGUUACUCUUCUUUAGCUAUUGCAAUGGUUUUACCUGAGACUGGCCGAUUAGUUGCAUGUGAACGAGAUGAGAGAUGCCUUGAAAUCGCAAAGAAGUAUUAUACACGAGCUGGAGUUGCUCACAAGGUGGAUAUAAAACAUGGCCUGGCUGUGGACUCAUUAAAAUCCUUGAUCCAACAUGGUGAAUCAUCCAGUUUUGACUUUGCAUUUGUGGAUGCUGAGAAGCGGAUGUACAACGAAUAUUUUGAGCUUCUAUUGCGAUUGGUGCGGGUCGGGGGCCUCAUUAUCAUUGAUAAUGUUCUUUGGCAUGGAAAAGUCGCUGACCCUCAGGUGAACGAUCCAAAGACCGCCAGUAUAAGAAACUUCAACAGAAAACUUCUUGAAGAUCAGCGUAUCAGCACUAGCAUGGUACCAAUCGGGGAUGGCAUGACGAUAUGUCAGAAGAGAGCGACCGUCUAACUUGGAUGUAAUCUACCCCUUGGGCAGUUAAAAAGUAGAGCAAUUAAAGUGGACUCUUGGCUGAACGUAGAAGUUUGCUUUUAAGCUUCCAAUUUAAAACCCAAAUCAAUGGUGCACGGCCAAUUAAUCAAGUAUGAUCAAUUUCAGCACAACUUUAAUUGCAUGAUUCUAAUUCUCUCUAAAUAGUUGAGCUCAAAGUUACAUUUA
This is a messenger RNA of Zingiber officinale, 1133 nucleotides long. RefSeq names its product O-methyltransferase MdmC-like. Lineage: Eukaryota; Viridiplantae; Streptophyta; Magnoliopsida; Zingiberales; Zingiberaceae. The transcript has 9 exons. The coding region runs from base 45 to 926 and encodes 293 amino acids. The record is from RefSeq and is a predicted model, not a curated record. Gene Ontology annotation, molecular function: S-adenosylmethionine-dependent methyltransferase activity; O-methyltransferase activity.